Ylistrum balloti is the source of this 3013-nucleotide messenger RNA. Its product is annotated as zinc finger protein 69-like. The transcript is spliced from 2 exons. The record is from RefSeq and is a predicted model, not a curated record. Gene Ontology annotation, cellular component: chromosome. Lineage: Eukaryota; Metazoa; Mollusca; Bivalvia; Pectinida; Pectinidae. Bases 1 to 2499 code for a protein of 832 amino acids. Gene Ontology annotation, molecular function: chromatin insulator sequence binding. Gene Ontology annotation, biological process: regulation of transcription by RNA polymerase II.
AUGGAAGCGGUUUCAGUCAACACAUUUUCAAGCUUGGAUAUUACUUUCCCCCUUUCUUUCUUGAAAGAGUCGUUGUUGGCUCAUGAAAGUGAAAAUGCGGACGUUAUCCAAUGGGUUGCUAAAGAUUAUGAUACAAAAACAACUAGCAUUGCAACCCAAUCUAACACUACAAGCUAUAAAGUUGGAGGAGGAGAAAAACAGAAAGUCAUCCUGAUAUCUGUCAAGAGCGUCAAGUUCAAUAUCCUAGAAGGUAAAAUCGUUUGUAAUUUUCCAGAAAUUACAAGAUCAGUUGUCAUUCAGGAAGGGGGUCCGAGCUCAGAACGGAAAACGUUACCAGUGGAAAGUACUUUUGUGCAUGACAAUGCUGUAAGUACACAUGAAUCAGUGGAUGCCAGCUCCAUCGACAGAAUUGGGACCUCAUCGAAUUUUACAGACACACAUAUACCAGUCAAAAGGAAGAGAGGUAGGCCGCGUAAAGAUUCAACUAAUAAGGAAAACAAGGAUGAGGUUCGGAAACAAAAUUCUGUUUCCCCUAGUAGCACUGCUACAUGUGGCCUUGUUUCAGAUACAGGAUGCCGUUAUGGUCUUAGAGGAGUCAAACUCUCAUCUGUCAUUAUGCGAGCAGAAAAGGGCAUAGGUGAUAAUGUAGAAGAAAAAAUUUAUCAAACUUCAUUUAAGACUGAAAUAAAAACUGAAGUUGAUCCAGAAAAAAUGAUAUUGCCAGAUUCUGUUUCUAUAGCAUCAAAUGAAGAGGCUAUCCCUAAAUCAAACAACAAUUCAGAUGUUGUAAAUGAUGAUCAAAGCAUUGGCAAAAUUGGUCAUGACAGUUCAACCGAUAAUGAAUGGACUCAGAAGAGAAAACCAGGAAGGCCUCGCAAAAAAUUCAAGAUGGAAAUUCCACGCAAAGUAAGAAAAGUCAUUGAUCUUGGAGACAAUAUACCAAUAUAUAAAAGAAGACAGAGAAAUAAUGUGCGAAGUGAAUCUUGCAAAUACUGUGCUAAAAUGUUUUGUGAUUAUACUGGUGUAGAUUGUCAUGUGCGGCGUUGGCACAUGAAGGAGGAGGAUGUAGAAGAAUAUUUGGACCAACUCAAGGAACUAAAGAUUGUGACAUGUCGUAUAUGUAACACAAGUUGUGUAGAUCGUAUUCAACUACAAAUUCAUGAGAAUAGGUAUCACUUUCGAAAUGAAACAGUAAAAUGUAAAGUAUGUAAAAAGAUGUAUAAAAACAUUCAAAGCCUCCGUAAUCACACACUUGCUGUACAUGGGGUGAAAGGACAGCCACAUCUUUGCCAUCACUGUCCUGCUAAAUUCAAGUGGGCAAUGACCCUCAAACAGCACAUUGAGGAAAUACAUGAAGGGAAAAUGAACAUAAUUUGUAAAGUGUGUAACAAAAAAUUUGCCCGGAAAUCCCAACUAACCCGACAUGAACGUAUUCAUGGAUCAGAUGAGUCAAAACGGCUUGUAUGUCCAACCUGUGGAAAGGGGUUCUGGUAUGAAUGUAAUUACCAGAGACACUUGAAAAUAGUACAUGGACCUGUGAAAGAAAACUUUCAUUGCUCGUAUUGUGGGAAAGGAUUUAAUCUGAAAAGUGCAAUGGUUAGUCAUGUGCAGAAAGUCCACCUCAAUAUAUAUCCAUUUAGAUGUCCUCAAUGUAAGAUAGGGUUGGGUCGACGGAAAUUACUAGAGGAACACAUGGCUCAAGCACAUAACAUGUCUGAUAUCAAAGUCCUAGAUGUCAAAAGGGGAAGGUUUAAGUAUGGCCGCAACUCUGAAGAUUUGUUCUACUGCUCGCACUGUAGUCUUAGCUUCUGUUAUAAAACGAAAAUGGUGGAACACAUGCAUAUUGAUCAUGGGACAGAGUUCCCAUUCAUGUGUGAACACUGUUGUCAGGGCUUUCUGGAGAAACACUUCCUCACCAACCAUUUAAAAAAGGCCCAUAAUGAUAUGCAGGAGGAGGAAGCCAUUGACGACUCACUGUCAGAGGGGACAAUUAAAGGGGAGAGAUCCACCCAAACACAGAGUAUCAGGGAAAAUGCAGAUAUGCAGGUAAACAGUGGUGAGUACAAGGAGUGUGUUGAAGUUGCUGAGACGAAGACUGGAGACACUUUGGCUGAAGCAGCCUCAGUCCUGUUAGAGGUUGCUAGUGGUAACAACACUAUCCACUAUGUUCAGUUACAAGAGGAUGGGGAAACUGCAGUGGUGUCACAAGAGUUGUCCAGUCUGCUGCUGGCUGCAGAACAAUCACUUCAACUGUCCGAGGGCGGUGAAGUGGAACUGAGUACAUCUGAUGGCCAGACGUUAACUUAUAUACCACAGGGAGUUGGCAUUGGUGUGGGAGAUCUCCAAACAGUCAGUUCCAAUAUCGUCAUUGACAAUGUCCACAUGGAGACAGAAGUUUGCUCAAACAAUGUGGAAGUAUCUUCUGAAAACAUUGAAUUUUCUUCCAUUGUUAUGGACACUCCUAACAGUGCUGAAAUACCAUCUGGUUCUGUGGAAUAAUGAACAAAAGACCUCUCCAGUUGAUGGACAGAUGAAAUAUCUGAUAUAGAACAAGGAUUUGAAAUUUUUAGAUCAUUCUGAAAAAAUAGAAACAAAAACUUUGCUUGAAUCCAGAGUUAUUUUUUCAAUGAUAUUGUUUAACCAUUUUACAUCACUGCAAUCCCUGAAUUGAACCAACAGAAUUAAACAUGAUUUACAUGCAUUUCUCAGUGAAUGCUUUCAGCACUUGGAAGUUAGAACAACUUAAUGUAUAUAUAAUGUACCCAGGUGGCGAAACUCAUCAAAAAUCAGAUCUGUUUAAACAAGCCAUUCACUGUGAACUAUCUACAUGUAGGUCUACUAACGAAUGCUUUGAUUUUUAUGACACAUUUUAAAAUUUUUACAAGGUCCUUUAACAAAAGUUUGAUGUUUAGCUGAAUAUGAAGUUUGUUGUACACCAGGGAAUAUUUUUAUGUGAUGUUUAUUUAUUCAGUUAAAGCUGAUUUUGAGAUAUGAGUAAAUUUUUAUCUUGUGU